AUGUCCAGGCUUCAAAGUAGCUACAGUGCCACUACAAUAACAGUUGAUGAUUUCGUGUAUUCAGCCUUAAGUGUGUCUGGAAACACCUCAACCAUCUUCAAUGCCACCAUCAACACAACAUUUUUUGACAAGUUCCCAUGCUUGAAUGGCCUUGGCGUCUCCAUGGCACGAGCAGACAUAGCCCUUGGCGAUGUGAUUCCAAUGCACACUCACCCCAACGCUUCAAAGAUGAUUCUUAUAGCCAAUGGCUCUGUCACUGCUGGUUUAAUUUCUUCGGAUACUACCGUCUACUUGAAGACACUCAAAGAGGGGGAUAUCAUGGUUUUCCCUCAAGGGUUGUUGCAUUUCCAGGUGAAUACUGGUUGGACACAGGCACUUCUUUGGGUUAGCUUCGGUAGCUCGAGCCCUGGCCUCCAAAUCCUCAGCAAUGCGCUGUUUAGCAAUAACUUGCCUUCUGAAUUGAUAGAGAAGACCACUUUUCUUUAUGAUGAUGAAGUGAAAAGACUCAAGGCUCUUCUUGGUGGUUCUAGAGAUCCUUUGAUAGGCAAGAAAGAUCUUUCACAUGCUCCUGGGAUUGUCGUACCACAAGAUUCACAUUUGCCAAAUUCCAAUGGUACACCUAGAAAUGGAAUUGAUAUUGGUGGGUACGAUAUGGGUAAUAAGCCGAAGAUAGAAGACAUGGAGAUGAAUUUGAUGAGCAUGGAGGAUGGGAAAAUGGGUAUGGUGACGGAUUUGGUGGGUAUAAAGAUCAGAAAGAUGGUGAGAUGA
Vitis riparia (riverbank grape) is the source of this 768-nucleotide messenger RNA. Its product is annotated as auxin-binding protein ABP19a-like. Lineage: Eukaryota; Viridiplantae; Streptophyta; Magnoliopsida; Vitales; Vitaceae. Gene Ontology annotation, molecular function: manganese ion binding. The record is from RefSeq and is a predicted model, not a curated record. The transcript is spliced from 3 exons. Bases 1 to 768 code for a protein of 255 amino acids. Gene Ontology annotation, cellular component: cell wall.